Molecule: messenger RNA, 660 nt
Organism: Diospyros lotus (date-plum)
Lineage: Eukaryota; Viridiplantae; Streptophyta; Magnoliopsida; Ericales; Ebenaceae
Product: 60S ribosomal protein L34
Exons: 4
Coding region: 91-453 (120 amino acids)
Biological process (GO): translation; ribosome biogenesis
Cellular component (GO): cytosolic large ribosomal subunit; ribosome
Molecular function (GO): structural constituent of ribosome
Source: RefSeq, a predicted model, not a curated record
UCUUUCUACCACCAAAGGACAGACUCUUUUGUUUCAAUCUCUAUCUGUGAGAGAGAGAGGAAGAGAGAGAGAGAGCCGAAAGAAGAGAAGAUGGUUCAGAGACUCACGUAUCGGAAGCGGCACAGUUACGCCACCAAAUCAAACCAGCACAGGGUUGUGAAAACUCCUGGGGGGAGGUUGGUGUAUCAGAGCACCAAGAAGAGAGCCAGCGGACCCAAAUGUCCUGUUACUGGGAAGAGAAUCCAAGGGAUUCCUCAUCUGCGACCAGCUGAAUACAAGAGAUCUAGAUUAUCGAGGAACCGCAGGACAGUGAACCGUGCCUACGGAGGGGUAUUGUCCGGUGGUGCUGUCAGGGAGAGGAUCAUCCGAGCCUUCUUGGUUGAAGAGCAAAAGAUUGUGAAAAAGGUCCUGAAGAUACAAAAGGCAAAAGAGAAGCAAGCAUCAAAGAGCUAAAUGAUCAUGAUCAUGUGAUGGUGGUGCCUUGGAAGAUUUUUUUUUUUUCGUGAUGAUGUUGAAGAAAUGUGGAAAAAGAUCAUGGUUAAAAGCCUCAUAAUUUGGAUGUAAACUUUAAUUUUUCGAUCUGUAGAGGCCAUCCGUGUCGAACAUUCGUGCCUUGACAGCAUACCUGAUAUUUUAUCUGUGGGUUCACUUUUACUAGUA